This is a messenger RNA of Torulaspora delbrueckii, 516 nucleotides long. It is a transcript of the gene RPB7, whose product is annotated as DNA-directed RNA polymerase II subunit RPB7. The coding region runs from base 1 to 516 and encodes 171 amino acids. Gene Ontology annotation, cellular component: RNA polymerase II, core complex; P-body. The transcript has a single exon. Gene Ontology annotation, biological process: transcription initiation at RNA polymerase II promoter; DNA-templated transcription; positive regulation of translational initiation. The record is from RefSeq and is a predicted model, not a curated record. Gene Ontology annotation, molecular function: single-stranded RNA binding; single-stranded DNA binding; translation initiation factor binding. Lineage: Eukaryota; Fungi; Ascomycota; Saccharomycetes; Saccharomycetales; Saccharomycetaceae.
AUGUUUUUCAUCAAGGAUCUUUCGCUCAAUAUUACACUUCAUCCAUCAUUUUUCGGUCCACAUAUGAAGGAUUACCUGAAGACUAAGCUUUUGCAGGAGGUCGAGGGUUCCUGUACCGGUAAGUUUGGAUAUAUUCUCUGUGUACUCGACUAUGAUAAAAUUGAUAUCGAGCGUGGUAGAAUUCUUCCGACAGAUGGUUCAGCCGACUUCAUCGUCAGAUAUAGAGCUGUGGUCUUUAAACCAUUCAGAGGUGAAGUUGUCGAUGGAACUGUGGUCUCCUGUUCACAACAUGGUUUUGAAGUCCAAGUAGGACCUAUGAAAGUAUUUGUUACUAAGCAUUUGAUGCCACAAGAUUUGAUAUUCAAUGCGGGUUCAAAUCCGCCAUCUUACCAAAGUUCCGAGGAUGUGAUUACCAUCAAGAGCAGAAUUAGAGUUAAGAUCGAAGGUUGUAUAAGUCAAGUUAGCUCCAUCCAUGCUAUUGGUAGUAUCAAGGAGGAUUACUUGGGUGCUAUAUGA